GGAGUUUAUCAGCACUGUGAGCAACACGGACCGUGUUUAUUGAUGCACACAGGACCGGAUGUGCACAAUAGACACGUGAAGAUGGGGAAACAGAAGAAACACGUGCAGUUUAAAGACGGAUCUAAACGUAAACCUGGAUUUAAAAACAGACAGAAUAAAUGUGUCGUCAUGUUCGAUGAUAAAGACAGACAUGAGUUCCUCACUGGUUUCCACAAGAGGAAGGUGGAGAGGCGUAAAGCAGCAGUGGAGGAGAUAAAGAAUAAACUGAGAGAGGAGCAGAAACGAGUGAGAGAGGAGAGACAUAAAGAAUACCUGAAGAUGCUGAAGGAGAGGAGGGAGGCACUAGAAGCUGCAGAUGAACUUGAUGAUGUCAUCACCUCCACGACAGAGUCCACGCAGUAUGAUCACCCCAACCACACCGUAACCGUGACAACCAUCAGUGACCUCGACCUGUCUGGCGCUCGACUGCUGGAGUCUCUGACGGAUCGUCAGGCUGCAGCAGUGAGUGGUGGUGAUGAAGAGAGACGUGAUGAAGAGGAGAAAGUUGAAGCAUUACCCAGGAAAGCAGGAAAUCCUCUGCUGUCCAAAAAGAUCCAAUCUCUCUCAGCGUCACUUCACUGCUUCACCAAACAGAAGAAGAAGAAGAGAAAAGGUAACCUGGACAGUCGGGGGCGGAGUCAGCAGGGGGACAGGAAGUCGUCGGUUGCCGUGGGCAACAAGCACCGUCUUGGCAAAACAACAAAGAAGCAGCGGCGCAAGAGAACAGGCAGGAAGGGGCGGAGCCAGGACUGAGAUUAUUUAACAAGGUCGACACAACGGAGCCGAAAACAACAACUAAAUAAAAAUAAAAACAAUGAAUUUGUUUACAGGAAGUUCUAAAUAUUACUGAAGAGUUUCCUCAAUCCUGGAAUCAUCACGUCUCCUCAGGAGCGCCGUGUGGGCCUAGAACAUGAUCGCUCCUGAUGUCUGGACCACUCUCACCUGCUGUUUAACUUCACUACAGAUGUUUGUGAUUUGGGACACAGCCGUGGGGUGUGGCCAGUUGUCAUGGUAACUAGAGAAGCUUCAUAUGUAACAGUGGAAGCUGAAAGGAACCUGAACUGUUGUUGUUUUAUACUGAUGAUGAUGAUGACAUCAUCUUAGUGCUGAACUUCACUAUACUGAUUUACUGUGUGUAUGACGUUAAAACACUGCAGAAUAACUUCACAUGUUGAUCUUAGACAUAACGAUGCCAGGAAGAUGAUGAUGAUGAUGAUGAAGAACGUCACACGUGUGGAUGUGUGUCCUGUUCACUGCCACACAUUUAUAUAUCUUUUAUACUGCAUUGUUAUUAAAAGUCGUCUUUACAGGC
Tachysurus vachellii is the source of this 1351-nucleotide messenger RNA. RefSeq names its product nucleolar protein 12 (gene nol12). The transcript is spliced from 6 exons. The coding region runs from base 43 to 792 and encodes 249 amino acids. Gene Ontology annotation, molecular function: RNA binding. The record is from RefSeq and is a predicted model, not a curated record. Gene Ontology annotation, cellular component: nucleolus. NCBI's taxonomy places the organism in Eukaryota, Metazoa, Chordata, Actinopteri, Siluriformes, Bagridae.